AUGACAGAACUCCACGAAGCUGUGGCUUUGGGGGACUAUAACCGGGUGGAGGAGAUUUUGAAGACAGGGCGCUGUGACCCAAACCACAAGGAUGUCGACUGGCAUGACAGGACCCCGUUGCACUGGGCUGCUGCCAUAGGGCAAUCAGAGCUGGUGAAGCUCCUUGUGGAUCACGGCGCCCGGCACUGCCUGCGGAGCCGCGUGGGCUGGACUCCAGCUCACUUUGCUGCCGAGUCGGGGAGAUUGGGGGUGCUCCACACCCUUCAUUCCCUGCAUGCUGCCAUGGACGCGGCUGACCUGUUCGGCGACACUCCCAAGAGGCUUGCGGAAAUCUACGGGCACCAGGACUGCAUCAGGUUCUUGGAAAAGUGA
Molecule: messenger RNA, 372 nt
Organism: Acanthisitta chloris (rifleman)
Lineage: Eukaryota; Metazoa; Chordata; Aves; Passeriformes; Acanthisittidae
Product: ankyrin repeat domain-containing protein 66-like
Exons: 2
Coding region: 1-372 (123 amino acids)
Molecular function (GO): protein binding
Source: RefSeq, a predicted model, not a curated record